CUGCUGACGCUGCGGGCUCCGUACAUGCUGCAGGAAGAAAACAGGAGACGUGUCCCACUCUCACAUUAGCAUGAACGGACAGAUGGAGGCAGACAGCACCGGUGGAAACAUGGGUGGGAAAGCAGACGAGGAAAUAGCAGAAAACCCAUUUGAACCUUACAUUGAAUCUAUGCGACAACAACUGGAAGACCAAGACCCCGUUUUUCUGAUCGGAGUUAUCGUCGCUCUGGCUGUCAUUAUCAUCACCUGUGUGUUUCUGAAGUACUUUCUCUCCAGUAAAACCGUCCGGAGUGCUGUGCUGCUGGUCGGACUGUGUGACUCCGGGAAAACCCUCCUUUUCACCCGGCUGUUGUCAGGAAAGUUCAAACGCACACAGACCUCCAUCACUGACAGCAGUGCUCCAUACAAAGCCAAAAACGAAAAGGGCAGCACCUGGACUGUGAUUGAUCUGCCAGGACAUGACAGUCUUCGCCCUCAGUACCUGGAGAAGUUCAAAUCUGCAGCCAGAGCGAUUGUGUUUGUAGUAGACAGCGCUAUUUUCCAGAAGGAAGUGAGAGACGUGGCAGAGUUUCUGUACAUCUUGUUGACGGACACUGUGAUCUCCAGGAAUGCCCCAGCUCUCCUGGUGGCAUGCAACAAACAAGAUAUCACCAUGGCAAAAUCAGCUAAACUGAUUCAGCAGCAGCUGGAAAAGGAAUUGAACACCCUGCGAGUGACACGCUCCGCAGCCCUGAGCUCUCAGGACGGCUCUGUGGGUGGCAGUGUUUAUCUGGGGAAAAAAGGCAAGGACUUUGAGUUCAGCCAGCUGCCCCUUAAGGUGGAGUUUGUGGAGUGCAGCGCCUGCGGCAGCAAGGGUGAAGAGGGGGAGGCAGACAUUGAGAGCCUAGAGAAGAGCCUGGCUAAACUGUAAAGGCAGCAACUUAACAUCCUCAGUGCACAAUUUGACUGAAAGGCACAGACCUCUGGUCAACGGUCACAUCAGUAAUCAAAGGAGGGAUGACAAACGCAUCUCAGUGGAGGAUUUAUUUGACAGGAGUAACCAGUCAAACAUCGUAUCUGUGCUGGCUGUCAAUAUAAAACGUUAUUACAUUAAAAGGUGGAAGAACUUUUGAGGCAUAUUCUAGCCAAAAAGACUGAAAGUAAUGUAACGGAAAAUGAUCUUUGUCUGGUUGCUCUGCAGUGCUGAGAACUGAUAAUGUGCUUUUAUAUAGUGCAAAUCUUACUGUG
This is a messenger RNA of Etheostoma spectabile (orangethroat darter), 1227 nucleotides long. RefSeq names its product SRP receptor subunit beta (gene srprb). NCBI's taxonomy places the organism in Eukaryota, Metazoa, Chordata, Actinopteri, Perciformes, Percidae. The transcript is spliced from 7 exons. Gene Ontology annotation, molecular function: GTP binding. The record is from RefSeq and is a predicted model, not a curated record. Bases 71 to 910 code for a protein of 279 amino acids.